This is a messenger RNA of Larimichthys crocea (large yellow croaker), 2382 nucleotides long. It is a transcript of the gene slc2a15a, whose product is annotated as solute carrier family 2 member 15a. The transcript has 12 exons. Gene Ontology annotation, cellular component: plasma membrane. Gene Ontology annotation, biological process: dehydroascorbic acid transport. The record is from RefSeq and is a predicted model, not a curated record. The coding region runs from base 75 to 1640 and encodes 521 amino acids. Lineage: Eukaryota; Metazoa; Chordata; Actinopteri; Sciaenidae. Gene Ontology annotation, molecular function: D-glucose transmembrane transporter activity.
CAUGCGAUCCUCUGCAGUGUAGAGAGAAACUCUGCUGCUGUUUGCUGUUUGGGACUGGGUGACAGAGAUCUUAAAUGGCUGAGGAGGUAUUAAUUCCAUCGUCUGGGAAAAUCACAUCGCAGCUGACUGGCUCUUUGUUGGCAGUGGCAUUCCUUACCUCCUUUGGGAGCUCCAUGCUUUAUGGCUACAAUCUGGCUGUGGUCAACUCUCCUGCUGAGUACAUAAAGGACUUCUACAACAAGACAGUGCUGAGUCGAAAUGGAACAGGACUCAGUGGGCAGACCCUGACCCUCAUGUACUCUCUCACUGUGUCUGUUUUCGCUAUCGGAGGUCUGCUGGGCUCCCUCAUCGUGGGCAUGCUGGUCACUCGCUUCGGCAGAAAAGGCACAGUGAUAAACACAACAGUGCUGGUGUUUAUUGCUGGCUCACUCAUGGGCUUUAGCAGGAUUUGUAAUUCUCCUGAGAUGGUUAUCAUCGGCCGCUUCAUCACAGGAAUCCACUCAGGCAUCUCUUUAAGCGUCGUACCAAUGUACCUGGGAGAGAUAGCGCCUAAGAACCUGCGAGGUUUCCUGGGUCUCGUGCCGAGUAUCUUUAUAGGCACUGGAGUCUUCACUGCCCAAAUCUUCGGCCUACAUGAGCUUCUCGGAAAGGAGGAGCACUGGCCCCUCUUUCUUUCGGUAGUGGUGGUACCCACCUUUAUCCAGUUGAUGCUGUUGCCAUGGUUCCCUGAAAGCCCCAGGUACCUGCUGAUUGAAAAGCACAAUGUCCACGCCACCAUCACAGCCCUGAAGUGGUACAGAGCCAAGUGUAACAUCCAGGCUGAGAUUGAAGAGAUGCAGGAGGAGCAGCGUUCCCUAUCGUCAGUGGCGACGCUGUCAGUGUGGAACUUGCUGCUGGAUGACACAGUCCGUUGGCAGGUCCUCAGUGUUGUGGUCAUCAACAUCGGCAUGCAGCUGUCUGGCAUCGAUGCUAUCUGGUUCUACACCAACGACAUCUUUAAGAAUGCAGACAUCCCAGAACCAGAGAUCCCAUACACCACAGCAGGAACAGGAAUUAUAGAGAUCAUCGCUGGACUCAUUGGGUGUUUCACCAUAGAGAAGCUCGGCAGGAGGCCUCUCAUGAUCGGGGGAUUUGCCAUGAUGGGCGUCUGCAGUGCUGGAAUCACAUUAGCACUAAUAUUACAGGCUCACUUGUCGUUCAUGCGCUACAUCAGUGUCGGCUGUGUGGUCGGCAUCAUCGCUGGCUUCUGCAUCGGUCCAGCGGGGGUUCCCUUCCUAAUCACAGCGGAGCUCUUUAAACAGUCCCACCGCCCAGCGGCCUACAUCGUAGGAGGAUCACUCAACUGGCUGUCCAACUUCACUGUGGGUUUUGUCUUCCCCUUCUUACAGGAGUCAGCGGGGUCUUACUGCUACUUGGUGUUUGCCACCAUUUGUGUGUCUGUGGCCGUAUAUGUCCACAUUGUGAUCCCAGAGACCAAAAACAAGACCUUCAUGGAGAUCAGCCGAAUGUUCUCUAAGAAGGAAGCUGUCUUAGAGACCCAGGGCCUGAUCCACGACCAGCUGAAGUUGAAGAAGAUGAAUGGUUACGGUGGUGUUGAACAUACUUCUCUGGAGUUUGACAGCUCUUCCUCUGUACCUUAACUGACCUCCAGGUUCUCACAGGGACUACGAAACCAUUCAUCGCUUCCUCUGCUCCAUUCCACUGUUUUAAUGUGUACAUAUUAACCAAACACACCUCACCUGGACUCACUUGGAUCACACUCAGGUUCAGAUCUUUGCUGAGUACAGUUCUGGUAUUAAUUUAAUGUUUCAGUCUGUUUGAGCCAUUUAAGGAAAAUUUGGGUGUCAAUUAUGUCACUUUAAUAAUUUUUAUUUUUUUUAUAAUAGCCACCACAUAGCUGUAUCUAUUGUUUGAAUGCCAGAAGUGCUUCAGUUGUAUACAUGAGUAUCCCAAUUCAUAUAUGUCAGGGCACAGACUCAACAAACUUACCAGAGAUUGUCACAGCAGCUUGUGGGAAAUACAUACUGAACACAUACUGAAUUAUGUGUGCAUAAUUCAGUAUGUGUGAUUGAAAUUAACCUUUUGAAAUACAUUUUUUAAUCUUUUGUAUAUUGUGAUAAAAGAAAUGAUCUAUGAAGUGACAAUAUUUAUGCAUGUUUUGACCAUGUCAUCUUUUCAUCGUAGUUCUAUUACUUGUUAAUAUGAGAGUGUGUCAGAGUUCUCUGUAUGAUCUGUGGUGUGCAGUAAAGUGUGCUGAAAUGUUUGUUUUACAUGCAGAUUGUAAUACCGUGUUUUGUGUUCUGUGAUUUAAAGACAACAAAUGUUGUUCAUCCCUCCAGCAGCAGUCUAAAUCAGUGUUAUAACCAGCUCUGAUUAACAUUA